Molecule: messenger RNA, 1633 nt
Organism: Anguilla rostrata (American eel)
Lineage: Eukaryota; Metazoa; Chordata; Actinopteri; Anguilliformes; Anguillidae
Product: ADP-ribosylation factor-like protein 6-interacting protein 1
Exons: 6
Coding region: 132-743 (203 amino acids)
Biological process (GO): cotranslational protein targeting to membrane
Cellular component (GO): Sec61 translocon complex; membrane
Source: RefSeq, a predicted model, not a curated record
AACGAACUUGGUGGUCAGUGUGCGAACUGCGGGCUUCGAGAUAAGAGGCGAAGAGGGGUAUUUGCUCUCUUGGGCCGUUGUAAAUAUUGGAACGCAACAAAAACAGAUUAAGACAACAUAGCUAAGCAGCUAUGGCAGAAGGCGAUAAUAAAAGCACAAAUUUGUAUGCCCAGGAGACGGCCCAGCUGGAGGAGCAGCUGCAGGGCUGGGGUGAGGUGAUCCUGGCUGGAGAUCGGGUCCUGCGUUGGGAGAAGCCCUGGUUCCCUGCAGUCCUGAUUGGAGUCACGACCCUGGUGUUCAUGCUGAUCUACUACCUGGACCCCUCGGUGCUGACCGGGGUGUCCUGUGCUGUGAUGAUUCUCUGCCUGGCAGAUUACCUGGUGCCCACUCUCGCCCCCAGAGUGUUCGGCUCCAACAAGUGGACCACAGAGCAGCAGCAGCGCUUCCAUGAGAUCUGUGGGAACCUGGUGAAGUCCCAGCACAGCGUGGGCGGCUGGUGGAAACGCCUCUUCGCUCUCAAGGAGGAGAAACCCAAAAUGUACUUCCUGUCUGUGAUCAGCAGUCUGCUUGUGGUGGCCUGGAUAGGCCAGCAAGUCCACAACUUGAUCCUGACCUACCUGAUUGUGAGCUUCCUCCUCUUGCUGCCUGGUCUGAAUCAGCACGGCAUCAUUACCAAGUACGCGGGCAUGGCCAAGAGGGAGAUCAACAAGCUGCUCAAACAGAAGGAGAAGAAGAACGAGUGAAAAGGACCGGAGAACGAGAGCCCCCCCCCACCCACGGAUGGAAUCACUUGCCGCAGCUCCCCUUCGCUUGUCAAAAACGCCGCCCCUUCCGUCCGUCACAAACCCCCCCCCUUAUCAUUUGUCACCCCGCCCCAUCAGAAACAAAUCCCAUCCAUUUUCCUGUUACAGAACCCAACCCCCCCCCCCCCCACCAAUCCUCACUGAGGGUGCAAACCCCGCAUGCUCACUUCAUGUCCAUUAGUAAUAAAAUAUCAUUAGUAAUCUCGGAACAAUCAGUCCCCUACACACGCACACACACGCACGCACACACACACGCACACACACAUGCACACACACACACCAUCGCCUUCAGCCCCUAAAGCUUCACUGCUGUCUGUUACUUUACUUUGUUGGCACUUAGCAGAUGCUCUUAUCCAGAGUGAUGAGUACAGCACAGGAGCAGUGGCAUCUUUUAGACUGUCCUGUGUUCAACUGGCUGGGACCGAAAAGCUGUUUAGAGCUUAUUGUCCCAUCAGCAGUUACCCAGCUCUGUUUUUGCUGCCCCCCACCCCAUCCCAUCCCAUCCCCCAUUGCACUGAGACUCAGAAGAAACUGGACGCAAGAACGAACCCGUCCGCUCUGGCACCAGGUGCCCCCGGACGAGAGCCUACUACUGUACAGCCAGGACGGCCGGGUCAUGGGACCGGCAACUGGAACUCCACCAGAGCCCUGCUGAUCCUCACGCCCCAGGACCCCUCUUCUGCUGCGUGGGCCACGUUUGUACAUACACCCGUCCCCUUCUGCUCUCUGCCCCCACCUGCGUGUGUUACACCUGACCUCUCCUUCAUUUCACCUUUCAUUUACUGUCUUCUGUAUCUGAGUAAUAAAAGUCUGUCUCUAAAAACGAGAAA